Messenger RNA from Pieris napi, 8112 nucleotides. Its product is annotated as microtubule-associated protein futsch. Gene Ontology annotation, cellular component: nucleus. NCBI's taxonomy places the organism in Eukaryota, Metazoa, Arthropoda, Insecta, Lepidoptera, Pieridae. The transcript has 8 exons. The record is from RefSeq and is a predicted model, not a curated record. Bases 648 to 6764 code for a protein of 2038 amino acids. Gene Ontology annotation, molecular function: transcription corepressor activity; protein binding. Gene Ontology annotation, biological process: negative regulation of transcription by RNA polymerase II.
UUUUAUGGACCAGUCUUGUACGAGACGUCCCAGUGUAUGCAUGUCAAUUUCGCGCAAUUCGUGGCGAAACGACUUUCAGUUUUUGCUCUCUUUAUUAACUCUGGAUUAUUUCAAAACUUGGUUAUUGUGUUGUGCGUAGUGUGCUCAACUGACGUAUAGUGUUGGAUCUUUCAGUGCUUGUGACCUAACUGUACUGUCCAGUUCAUUGGCGUCGAUCCUCGAAAUCGCGAGGUGAAUGCUGAGAACGGAGCCAGAACGCAUACGUGGAAGCAAACCGGACCAGAGGUACUUCGAUCUGGGUGUGAACCCUUCGCUGCUUCAUCAUUGGAGUUAUGUAAACUUAAUAGCUGACGAUUAAGGAAAUUCUGUGCAAUAGUUAAAUUUUAAGUGCAUACUUGGAUCGUUCAGCGAAGUGAAAGUGUGAACAAGUGAAGUGAGACUUAUCCCGUGUGAUGUGCUACAAACAAAAAGAAUACAAUUAGUUUGUGUUUUAUGUGAAAAGUAUUAUUUUGGACUUACAUCUGGAUUAAUAUUUAAUCUAAUGGAGACUACGGAGUCUUUACGCAGAACGGAGACAUGAACGUCAGGGGUUGCCAUUCUCAUCAACCAGGAUAGGCAAGGUUUCCAGUGGAAACAAGGAUCGGAUUAUGGAUGGUUCGUUCAACAAUGUUAUUGAAGGGACGCGCCAAUAUUUUAUGGGAGUGCCUAAAGCACAAGAAGGAUCCGGUCAGUCAAUGUGGCCAUCGGGAACUCCACCGGAAGAGGGAACUCCAGCAAUGUCAGGGGCACCAGCGCCGACGUCUCGUCCACCAUCUGCGGCAGCAGCGCCGCCUUCCACGCCAACACCGACACCAGUGGUGCCGCCGCGACCUCCCUCUGAGCCGAUAGAACCGGAACCUCAUAUAAUACACAAAGCGACGGUGAUGAGAGAGGCUGCGGAAAAGCGCCGGGAGCAACCAGACCUUGAAGAUGAGGAAGAUCCUGUCGGGGCCAUUUCGCCUCCUUCUCAUAUCAUACGUAAACCGACACCACAUACCUUACCAUCACCGGCGCCAGCACCUGCGGUUCCUUGUCCUUCCCCAGCAAGGCCGCCAUCGUCACUUCCAAUUCAACAAUGUCAACAGCCGGAGCAGCUAGAAUCUCCGCAAUAUCGAGCUUCACUGCAUCAAGUGCAAACACCUACUACGCGACCUAUAGAAGACUUCUCUUCAGGACGCCCACCAGACCCUUACCCACAAAGUAGACCACCUGAAACAUACGCUCGUUAUCAGUAUGAGUCUUCAGCUCCAGACAGUAGCAGAAAUUCUCAUGGACCUCCUGUUCCUUCGCCGCAGCCGUCUACGAUUCCGCGUCAGAGUCCGCAGACAUACGCGCGUAUUUCGGGGACCAUGACACAGCAUUCAGUUCAUCGGUUAAAUGAAGCUAAUACGUCUAGUCCUCCUGCGCAAAGGUAUUCUAUGCCACCUCAAGCGCCGCCUCCACACAACGAUCGGGUUCCGCCUAUUUAUCAUCCACAGGUCCUACCCCCUACCAAACGAAUAUCAACAUCUGCAAGUGUGUAUGCAUCUUUACCUCACAGACGCGAACAAUCAACAUCCAUUUCGCGUUCAGCAUCACAUUUUGAAAGACAUGCUUCUCUUCCGCAAAGAAAGUAUGAUCCCCAACAUACAUAUUCUGGAUACCGGCCUGGUUCUGCUUCGUUGCAACAUAACAUGGCAAACCAUCGGAUGGACCAACAUCAAGCCCUACCGUACAAACAUAGUGUGCCAGAUUCCUUAAAUUCACACUACACCUCGAGAUCUGAUCGUAGUUCAGCACCUAUUCAGCCACAUCCUCAGGAUCCUCUUAGAAUUCAAACAAGAAUGGACUAUAUAAGCAAAAAUGGAUCAGUAGAUACAAGAAAUAGUUACCAUUAUCCUACACCCUCUACAUCAUCGUCGAGAUAUCAUCCUAGUCCAUCAGUACCAGUUGUGCAACACAAUUCAGCGACGUCCGUAAGAUCAUCUUAUCGGCAAGCAGUUGCUCCAAAGAGUAAUUAUUCGUAUCCUUCCUCAAAUCAUACAAAUAUGCAAACAUCGCCGUCUCGAUCUGCGAUCAAGUCAAACUAUCCAAAUCAGCAAACACGUAUGACGGUGUCUGUGACGUCCUUAGUGAAUGAAUUGAAUCUAACCAAACAAAAGCGAGAAUCGCCGUUAGAUCUUUCGGUAAAAACAGUUAAAAAUUCAGCAGAUUCUUCCACAACUCAAGACGACGCCAUAGAUUCUGCGUCCAUAGAGAAUAAAUCCUUACCGAUACAACCAAGACAACAACUGUCAAAUAAUAGACAUGCUUUAACCGAUCGCUUUGUAUCAUCUCAUAAAGUCGACUUUGCCCCGGAUUUUGCACAAUAUAGGGAACGUGUUCGAUAUGCUACUGCUUCACAACAAUGUAAUCCACCACAUAAUCCACCACAGAGGUAUAAUGUUCCGUAUGAAACUUCUCGCCCUAUGGGCGAAAAUUAUCCAGCAGACUCUCGGCAAAAUGUGUACGCUGAAAGGGCAAAGUAUAACAGUGCUUCCAUGAGUAGAAAUGAAUAUGUCCCCCGAAUCGACUUGACGAGAACGGUUACUGAUGAGCGACUUGUAGACGGUCGAAGAAGAGAGGAUGGAAGAUUUGAAGAACGAAAACGUACUGCAGGUCCAGUUGUCAGCAACAUUCCAGAAAAAAUUAUGCGUCGUGAGGCGUGGCCGGCUGACACUCGAGAAAGACUAAGUCAGUCAGCUAGGGAACAGCGGGAUCUUAUGAGCCGCCCGGUAUAUGACUAUACAAGUCAUAUGUCAAUGAAACAGCCUGCACACAGUUACCAUGAUAGUCGUAUGUCUGCCAAUCAACCCUAUUCCAAAGGAAUAUACGCAAUGGAAAGUUCCAGUAAAGAAACAGCUGAUUAUCGUAAUCAUUAUCACGAAAGAUAUGCUAAUCGGCACAUCAUACAAAAAACAUCUCAUCGGGACAUACAUCAGCAUCAUCUCAAUUUGCCCAAUGGCAUACCACAGGCAGAAAAAAGCAAGGUUCUAAGCAUACUUAGAAACAGUUUAGAAACAAGACAAUCCGCUUCUUUAGAAAACGUUAAACCAAGCACAAUUCCAGAACUUAUUGUUAUAGACGAUGUAGACGAUUCUGUUAUAGAGAUAACUGAUUUAACGAAAGAAAAUGAGAAAGAAGCUCAUAAUAAAAAUCAUUAUAGAGUAGGCGGAAGCAAAGAGCCUCCAAAUCUUGGGAACCAUAUUCAAAUGCCGAAAGCCGUUGAUUCAAUACCUUGUGAUACAGAUUAUCAAAAAGUAGAUAAUGCUGACUCUAAGAGUAAAUCACCAGAAAACGAUGUUGCAUCAAGGAUUAGAACUAAGGCUGAACUUAAAGUUAUGCCACCAUCACAAGACUCGGUAAAAUUGGAAUCACGCCCAAAAACUACAUUGAUUAAUAAUACCGAAAAAUCUCUUCCAAAGUCACAGAAGCAACAUUUGUUUAACCAGAUUCGGCAAGAUAAUCUUCGGUUAGAAUCGGUUGUACUAAACCACAAUUUAAAUGAGGUUGAUAUUUCCGAAGUUAAAUCGGAACCUAUGAACAUAGAAGAAAUAGAAAAAGACGCCAUGUUGUCCAUUAAAACUGAAAAUAUAAUUGAAGAAGAAAUUCUAAAUAACUCUAAAGGUGAUGUUGACUCUUUAGAUAUGGAUUGGGCCAGUGCUUGUGAUAGCUUUAUGGAACAAUUAGAAACUGGCAACCAUAAAACGAAAGCUAAUGCUAUUGAAAUAGACUUAAAUUGUAAACAAGAUAUUGAAGCAAAAGAUGUAACGAAUAUUAAUAAAAUAGAAGAAUCUGUAAAUAUUGUAGAAAACUUCACGGACAACACAGCACCUAUUAUAAAUAUAAAACAAGAACCACUAGAAGAAGAAGAAACUAAACCUUUGGAUGAACUCUCUCAAGAAUUACAAGAAACCGUUAAGUUAAAAGAAGAUAAAAUAAUUAAAUCCAAAAAGGUAGAAAAGUCACUUAUCGAUAAAGCAAUUAAAAACAAAACCUUAAAUAAGAAUAAAUGUAAAAGAAAAAGGGAGUCGACAACCUCAUCUCCUAUUAAACCGGUCAAAAAAGAAAAGGAGAAAAGUAUUGCUAUAAAAACAAUAAUAAAACAAGAGACUGAAUCAACUGAUGAUGACGAACCUUUAAUAAAAAGUAAGAUUUUAAAAGAAAAAGAAAGAAGUGAACAAUUAAAGUACCAAUUGCUUAAAGAUCUGUCUGAGAAAUCGGCUAUUGUUAAGCUUGAAUGUUGCAAUAGUACAAGAAUGUCAAUAGAGUCUACUCAAACUAAAGAUAAUGAAGACAAACAAAUUAAAUCCAAACAAACAAGAUCGAGUACAAGAUCAAAGAGUAAAUUGUCUACUGAAAAUAUUAAGAAUGAACCAAAUGACGAAUCUAGUACAGAAAGCGAAGUAGAUUCAUUGACUCUAUCGACUAGACUUAGAACGCGUAAGAAAACUAAAAGUGACGAUAAAACAAUACCUAUUAGUAAAACGUCGGUGAAAUCGUCACCGUCAAAAAAACUUGACAACAGUAGUGCUAGUAAUAGAUCUACUCCUGUGCGAAAAUCUGGUUUUGGUGAUGGUUCAGAUUUCCACCCUGGCUGGGAAGAAGAGCUGUACAGAUACAAAAGGUCACUACGCAUGCCCACAAGACUGAUAGCUAUUCCAAGAGGCCGUUCGGAUGGCCCAUUUGUUAAAGGCACUAAUUCACAGUUUCCACGAGGCUCCACGUCUCUGCCGGACUUAGACCCUGUGCCCCUGUCUCCAGCUCCUUCAUCGGCUCCAUCAGUAGUUACAGAUGAAUUAUACAGACGAGCAGAAAAAACAAACUUAGAUAGUGACUUAGAAUCAAAUUCCAGUUAUUCUACGCCUAAUAGAUUACAUUAUGAUUCGGAAGCUUCAACGUCGACCGUAAUAUCGACAACAAAACCUAGGAAAAAUCGAAGCUCAAUUGUAGAUGAACUCAUAAAGAAGUGUGGUAGUAGAGAUUCUUCCAGGAAAAAAUUUAAAGAAGACAAAAACCUCAAGAUGGUAACGAAAUCGUCAAACGUGACAGAACUGCUUCCUACACCAAGUUUAGGUUUAGUUAAAAAUGGCCACAAGACUAACUUGGGUGGAAAAAAAGAAAAAAUAUUAGAGGACAUAUUUUACUUGGGAACUUUCAGAAAAGAAACGGUCACCGCAUUUAGAGAUGCUUUUAUUAAAGAUACUAACGGCUUAAUCGGUGCGACCGAAGAGUUUGCACCAUUGAUGUUAAAAUCAAGGACAAGGACAGAAAGCAGAGUUUUAAAACAAAGAGCAACUAUUAAGGAAGUAUUUGGUGAUGAUAGACCCGCUUCCGCCCCACCAACAUCUUGUAGAGAAGAAGAAGCCGAGGAGACAGUUAUUGAAGUAAAAAAGGAACCUGAAUGUAAACCCAAAAUGAAGCCGAAAAUCUCGAAAGAUAAACUAAAACGACGCUCAAAUUCAAUUAGAGAUGGCUUGAGAAGCACAGCCUUAAAAAGGAAUGAUGCUAAGGGUCGAAUGAUGAGGUUGAAGAAGAGAAAUAAUUUACUCAAAAAUAUGUCUGGAAAACGAAUAAAGGAAAUAUGUAGUAAACCAAAAAAAGAAAAAAGCCCAGUACUUGAAGAGAAAUCAACAACAAAGGAGGAAGGUACUUCAAUAAUUACUUCAGAAGGCCCUGCAAAGAAACGAUUUAAGCGUUUAUUUGGAAGAAGAAAACUUAGUUCAGGCUUUGAUUAUAUAAGGAAGAAGAAGAAACCGAUUAAAAAGGAAGAAAAUGUUAACAAAGUACGCCGUUUGGCUCCUAAACCAAGUCCGGAAUCCGUCCAUGAUAUUCAAAAAGAGAUUAAAGGCUGGUUCAUUAACAAAAGUAUUGGAGAAACCCAUCUACACCGGGCUGCCAGACUUGGAUUUACAGAUUGCGUCGCUUACUGCUUAGAAAAGAUGGAGUCCGAUCCAUCUGCAAAGGACAACGCUGGUUUUACUCCAUUGCACGUAGCGGCGGCUAGAGGACAUGUCAGAAUCGCACGAUUACUUCUACAAUAUGGUGCUAAUGUUUCUGCUGCAGCACAAGGAGGAAUCAGGCCCCUGCAUGAAGCAUGUGAAAGUAGUCACAUAGAAAUUAUUCGUCUACUACUCUCCUAUGGGGCGGACCCACUUUUGGGAACAUAUGCGGGCCAAACGCCAGAGGAGCUGGCUGAAGGUACAGCGGCAAAGCUACUUCGCCUUUACAUAGCAGAUGUGCAGGGCCUGUCAGUAGACCCCUGGAGAUUUCCGCCACCUAGCAAAAUUAUUGAUCGAGAAGAGAUGGGAUGCGAACCCCUAUCUUUCCCGCCACCCGCUUCGCCUCCUACCCCUGACUCUACCAUAGAGAUACAAUGCACAGACACCCCUCUACCACCGUUCUAUAGUUUGCGGACUGCUACUGGCCAGCCAGCGGAUGGUUUAUGGUGUCUUUUACAGGAUGUAACUAAUAUCUUACAGAUAAAAUCAAAGGAGUCAUUACUGAAACAGAUACAUUGCGGGUCAGGUUCACCAAAGGAGCUACUCCGCGAGAUAAGAACACAAGAGUUUUUAGAGAGAGCCCAGUGUCACCAACUUCUUUGUGCUGGCGAAAAAGUCAACAUACGGGCUUCAAAGGUCGCAUUAAUACGGGUUACAGAUAAACUGAGGCAACUUUUGAAAAUUGAGACUAUACUUGUCAGCUGACAAUAAACAUAAAUUGAAAGAGCACCGCUCUGACGUAUAACUUGUAACGAUACAUAACCGUCACAUUGUUAUGUCAAAAAUUUUACACUAAUAGCGGGAUUCUUUUCUGUUUUAAUAUGAUCUAUGCCCUAUGACCAUGUUUGAACUAGCACAUAGUAGGUAUAAUAUCUGUGUUAGUUUCCUAGUUAUUGUCAAUUUAAAACAAUAAUUUAUUUAUGAACAAAUUCGAGAUUGGAAGGCAGCCACUAUUUAAAAUUUUUGGUGUAAAAUAUUUUUAUGUAUCUUUGUAAAUAAUGUAAAUAAAUACGCAGUUGUAAAUAAUAAAUGUCGCUUUAACAGUAUGAUAUUUUAAUGGGUGCUAUUUAAUGUUGGUGUAUGGUAAAAGCUAGUUUAAUCAGUAGAUAAAUAUGUGAGAAUGAUAGAUAUUAAUUAUUUAGUAGAUAAAAAAGUUACCAGAAACUAAAUUUAAACUAAGAAUCAUUUAAGAGUAGAUUGUGCAAUAAGUCAACGCGUUUUACGUUUAAAUAGAUCAAUUUAUAGUUUUUACUGAUUACGGAGAAGAAUUCACAUGGACAAAGAUUUGAACAAAUUAAAAAAUCAAUUCAUAUUAGUUAUAUUGCAAAUUUUUCGAUAUCAUCACAUUGUUAAGUAUUUUUGUUUAAUGUCACUUGGCUAUUCACUUAAAACAGUUAUUUUAAUGUUUUAGUUAUUCCUUCGUGCUAAAUUUUUGUUCGUUGUUAUGUUUUCCUAUUUGAUAUUUAUUAGUUGUCAUUACUUAUGUUAAAUAUGGUCCAAUAAUAUAAGAAUUAUCAAAAUAGUUAUGCAUAUCGAAAAUAUGUUGUACAUAAGAUAACAAAUUAUUUUUUAAAUUAUUUUAAAUGAAUAAAAAUUACCAACAAUAAAGCUUGAAUAACGUUAUUUAUCGAUACAUUUUCACAUGCUCAAGGGUGUUAAUAACAUAUUGGCAAUAUUGUUCAAUGCUACUUGUGUUUGAUGUUCCAGAGAGUAUUAAUAUAUUUCUGGUUACUUUGUUUAACUUUUAAAUUUUGUAUGUAGUUGGAUGUUCCAUAGUAAUGUUAAAACCAUACAUAAUAUUCCGCCCUAAUAUAUGGAAAGGAAAACUAAGAAGUACACGAUUUAACUGUGAUGAUAUUAUAAGAGAAUGCGCGGAUUGUUGAUAAACUUACUUUGUAAUUGAUGUUUUAUACAAUGGUAUACAAAACACUCGUGUAGUUUGUGUAAUUACUGUCAGUUUUAGCGAUACUCUAUGCUGUAAGUAUUAUAAUGAUUAAUGACACAAUAUUUCUUGUUGGUAAACAAUAAAAAAAUAAAAACUAAAUAAUCUUAA